Messenger RNA from Somion occarium, 2808 nucleotides. The record is from the annotation of a GenBank genome assembly. Lineage: Eukaryota; Fungi; Basidiomycota; Agaricomycetes; Polyporales; Cerrenaceae.
GCCAUAUGCAUACAUAGUGGUCAGUUUAAGAAAGAACGCGGCAAGUAGAUGAUCGCGAGCCUCGAGGCAAAUAUAAUAGGCGCUCAUGGCGCUCUUUCCAUUCCUGGAAAAAUUUGCUUUCAUUUGAAACGUUGGCUCAGUCUCCUGCUCUGGUCUCUCCUUGCUUUACAUUAAUCACUUUGCUUUGGAUCUAACGAGCUACUAUGGGACGACGUGCAAAGAACAAGCAAGGAGAUCCUACGCCGCUUGACGUGAACGGCAAACCUUUCAGAAAGCUCGGAAAGCGUAAGGCUGAAGCUGGGGAUGAUUCCUUGAGCAAAAGGCCUGUGAAGAAGCUGAAGGAGACUGAAGGGAAGACGGAUAAAGUCAAGAACAAGGAGAAGGAGCUCAAGCCGAAGAAGGUCACAUUGGUGAAGGAGAAAACUCCGUCAGCAAAGAGCAAGCCUUCUUCUGCAUCUGCCAAAGUUAAGAGCUCAUCAACAAAGGGGAAGCGGAAACAAGAGCUUGAAUCGGAUGAGGACGAGGGCGUUGAGGAUGGCGGAACCAGCGAAGGCUGGGAGGAUGUGGAGGAAGAUAUUGAGGUUCAGAAGAAGUCGUUAUUCCAUGACAGUGAUGACGAUGCCAACGGCUUCAUCGGAGACUUAGACGAUCUUGACAUAGACGAAAUAAUCGACGAUGAUGACGUGCUUCGCGGUCCAGUGCAAGAGCUCGACUUAGGCUCAGACGAUGAAGAUGAGGUGGAUCUAGCACCCGUACGCCUUAUAGGCAAAAAGUCAAAACAACUCGAACGGCCAUCCAAAAUUAUUCCGACCGGCUCUGACGAAUCCGACUCUGAUGCUUCCGACGAGGAAGAUGAAGAGGAGCGAGUUACCAUGGCUAACAUGGAGGCACGUUCUCGUGCCCUCGACGAAAAGGCUGCUAGAGAAGCCGAGCUUGAUUUAGAGGAGAUGCAAAAAGCUGCUCUUGCGGGUGAGGAAGAGGACGAGGACUUUGAAGAUGAAGAAGGCGAAGAAGGCGAAGGUGAGGGAGCGGGACCCUUUCAACUACCCACAGCGGAGGAACGCGAAGAGGAAAAGGCUGCGGGUGGACCUCAAGUCCAUGUUGUCCAGCGGCGAAUGCGGGAAUGUGUCCGCGUUCUGUCAAACCUCAAGCGCUACGCUGGUAAAGGACGAUCACGAUCGGAGUACGUGCAGCAGUUGAUCUCGGACAUUGCAAACUAUUACGGCUACAACGAUUUCCUGGCAGAAAAGCUCUUCUUGCUCUUCCCGGUUUCCGAGGCUAUCGAGUUCUUCGAAGCUAACGAAGUCCCAAGACCUGUUACCAUCCGUACAAACACUCUUCGCACUCGAAGGCGAGACCUCGCUCAGGCUCUCAUCAACCGGGGUGUCAACCUUGAACCUAUUGGCAAAUGGACAAAUAUUGGCCUUCAGGUUUUUGAGAGUAAUGUGCCCAUUGGUGCGACGCCAGAAUACCUUGCAGGUCACUAUAUGCUCCAAGCAGCGUCUUCUUUCCUUCCGGUUAUUGCACUUUCGCCACAACCUGGCGAAAGAGUCCUGGAUAUGGCUUCUGCUCCCGGAGGAAAGACUACACAUAUGUCUGCUUUGAUGCAGAAUACCGGUGUCGUAUUUGCCAAUGAUGCUAACAAGGCACGAACCAAGAGUCUGACUGCUAAUGUUCAUCGACUGGGGUGCAAGAACGUAGUGGUUUGCUCAUACGACGGUCGGGAAUUUCCCAAGGUUAUGGGUGGUUUCGACCGCGUGCUUCUCGAUGCACCGUGUAGUGGUACUGGCGUCAUUAGCAAGGAUGCUAGCGUCAAGACGAAUAAGUCUGAUCGAGAUUUCGCCCUCCUUUCACAUCUGCAAAAACAACUCAUCCUCUGCGCCAUCGACAGUGUCGCCCCGGAUUCGAAGACAGGCGGUUACCUCGUCUACUCCACAUGUUCAGUUACGGUCGAUGAGAACGAGGCGGUGGUCGAUUACGCACUUCGCAAACGACCCAAUGUCAAGCUCGUCGAGACUGGACUGGAAUUUGGCGUGCCGGGAUAUACCAAGUACCGUGGGAAAACCUUCAACCCGAGUGUCAGCAUGACCAGGAGGUUCUAUCCACAUGUCCACAAUAUGGACGGAUUCUACGUUGCCAAGUUCAAGGUGGAGAGACGGUCAAAGGUGAAGCCAAAGGAAGAGAAGUUCAAUGUGAAUGGUGAAGCCAUGAACGUUGAUGGAGAGCAGGAAGCCAGUGGCUUCAACUCUGAUGAAGAUAGAAUAUACAUUCAGGAAUCGAAGCGGAAAGCCAUGAAGGCGAAAGGUCUUCGCGUUGCCCCCCGAAACAAGCUUGCGCCGCCUGUUUCCACCGCUGUAAAGGCCGCAGCAUGAAGUCCUUAAUUUCUCAUGUGGAUUGUGUAUCUCAUCAUUUCUGUCUUUGGCAUAGUUGCUGCUUCAAUGAUUCAGUAUCCCGGCGUUGCCGUCGGUCUGAAAACUGUUGUAGGAACGUCUUACCAAUCCUGCUUUAAGACGUCUGGGGCAGCUAUGAGGUAUGUACCUUGCGAAGCAAACGUCAGAUUGGAUAGUCAUGCACUACACGAUCUUGUGAUACAUCCCGCGAACAGGGUCCGAAGAUAAAAAUACUAUAUGUUCAGAUCCCCAGCGCUCCGGCACACUUCUUGCGAAUACUGGUAUAUGUCGCAAGCCCUUAGUUCCGUUAGUGUGUACUAUGGAUUGCGCCAUCGACAAGCAAACAGAGGAAAGGCUUCACCUGUCACUCUCCAUUUUCUGCUCAUCCACAUUAUGAGAAUAUAGAACCUAAUCAAGC